This is a messenger RNA of Stylophora pistillata, 2042 nucleotides long. RefSeq names its product counting factor associated protein D. The record is from RefSeq and is a predicted model, not a curated record. Gene Ontology annotation, molecular function: cysteine-type peptidase activity. Gene Ontology annotation, biological process: proteolysis. Lineage: Eukaryota; Metazoa; Cnidaria; Anthozoa; Scleractinia; Pocilloporidae.
GGAACGCGUACGAGGACAAUGAUAAGGUAAAGAUUCAGACAUUUUGCCCUGAAAAAUCUCCGAAGAAAUUCUAAUCUAGACAGGAAUCUUUGAGCGACCCGCAUUCAAGGAUUGGUGUUCCGAUGCGAGGACUGUGGUUAUUGAGUCGAUCUUUGGUUGACAAGUUUAUGCAUGGUGAAGGCGCCGUCGUGGUUCAAGACAACUUUAAAUAGAACUCGAAGUUUGCGCAGACGUUUGUUGUUGUUGGUCUUCCUUCUUGCAGCUGGAAUCGUUUAUUACGUCUUCUACCAAGAUCAUGAAAAGAAAGACACGCCUCUUGGACAGCGCAUGACGCGUCACGUCUUUACAGUAGAGGAGAUUUUACAGUUCCCCGAUAAUUACCACACUAAAGGUGUGUUAUCACUUCCUUAUGGAGACAUCGUGGAACCCUUUGAGGCUUGGUACUCCAAAUCUAAAAAGAUGAGCAGAAUUGAUUACUAUAAUGGAAUGGACAAAACAUUUCAGCGCGGAGAUCUGGGUAGGCACGGGUUUGCAUGCAAAAUUGUUCCAGAAUAUUCUGAAGUGAAACAUAAAACGUUCACUGGAUGUAUGCACAGGCGUGGAACUAAGAAAUUUCCAAUAAAAGCUCAGAAUAUUAUACCAGCACCCUCAUAUUUCAAGUACUCCGGUUCCACUGAACUAAAUGGUGCAGAGUGUGCUAAAUGGGAACACUCGUUCACAAUUUACGACAAGGUCAACACAUAUACAUUGUACACAACUAAAACCCGUCCAUUAAAACCACUCCGGUACGAGAUGAUGGGAUACGAUACAUUACUAGCGUCAUACUAUGAUCAUUACAUCCUCGAUUACCAUGAGUUUGAAGCUUGGAAAUUCAAUUAUUCAGUGUUUGAUAUACCAACAGAUCUCCAGUGCUUUGAUUUUUCCCACGAGAAACUGGAGAAGUCCCUUGGUGAGAUCAAUCCUAUUGUGGAAUUCAUGCCGCACAGUACAUCAGGAUCUCCGUAUACCCUGUCUCACCUGUCAAAUUUUGUCACGACUCCCUCUCGCACGGAAGCCGAUCCUCUGCAGUACCUGUUAGAUUCCUUAAAAAUAAUGCCGACGGUUAACAGAGACACAUUUGAGCCCACAGAACCCACCUCAAACCUCCAGAAGUCUCUUGAGGACAAGAAGCAGACUCGACCGUCACCACCUCCCAAUAGUACGGGAGCGUUCAGAAAUGUGGACCAGAAGUCUGAUUACAAAGAUGUUAUGCGCCACUAUGAAGACGUGGUGAAUACUUUAUUUCAAUCUUUCAAGGCGAGAUAUAAGAAGAAUUAUAUCUCAAAGCGGGAGCAUGAGUCACGGAAAGACAUCUACAGACAUAACUUGAGGAGGGCUUCUGCCACUUUAAAAAUACCACAACAGGUGCUAAGCUGGAUUUCUACAUGAACAUUACCAAAGGGAACAAGCAGGAGUUGAAGCAGGCCAUUGCUAUAUACGGUCCAGUCAGUAUUCUCAUCAACACCCAGCCAAAGACUUUUAAAUUCUACGGAUCUGGAAUUUAUUAUGACUCUGACUGCACUCAUGCAUUGGAUCACGCGGCCUUAGCUGUCGGAUAUGGAGUUGAAAAGGGUGAACCCUAUUGGCUGAUUAAGGAUUCCUGGUCAAAAGCUUGGGGAGAUGAGGGAUAUAUCAAGAUCGCUAUGAAAAAUGAUAACUGUGGUGUUCUGCAGAAGGCUGUCGUGGUCAAGAUCAGAGAUGAUUAAAUUUAAAGAAGUGUUUGAUACAAGAACACGUAGUUAGCAAAGUCUGAUCUUUUCCUCUCCCUUUUUAUGAGGUGACUAUGAACACAAACAGCAUUUUCUUUUUCAAGCUAUUUUGGGGCACCUGCUGUAGUCGCUGAGCGGGUAAUAGUUCGGAGCACCUUGGUCGGGUAUUAGAAAUUUUUCAAGAAGCUGUAUAGAUGGCUUGGUGAGACUGCAUCAUUUAGAAGCUUGAUCGUCUUUUGUUCGUGGCUUAUUCGUACUUUAUUCGUAACUUAGCCGUAUUAUAUACUUAGCUUU